AUGCUCCAGGUUGGUGUCGCCAGCAAAGAUGAGGCCCUGCUGCAGUUCUGGAGACUGUCCGGGCCUCCCGAGCACCAGCGCGGCCAGUCACACAGCUCUGGCAGCGCUGAUCUUGAACGCUUUUGGGGCCCAGCUGUGACGUGGCAGAUGGUGUUGGCCACAGUGAUCCAGAAAGUUGCUUGGACCACAGCUUUUAAAGCUUUCCGUCUCCGGAGCGCGCCAAGGGCCUCCCAAGGGCCUCCAGAUCCGAGGAACCCAGGUGUCUACCUCUCCAGGCCAAACCUACCCACUGUUUUUAUAACCCCGAUUCUCUGUGUUUUGCUCCCGUCUCCGACGAGAGAGGCGGCGACGGUGGCGUCUGCGACGGGAGACAGCGCGUCGGAGCGAGAAAGCGCCGCGCCUGCCGCCGCCCCAACAGCGGAGGCGCCGCCGCCAUCGGUCGUCACCAGACCGGAGCCGCAGGCCCUCCCGAGCCCGGCCAUCCGUGCCCCGCUCCCAGAUCUCUAUCCGUUUGGGACCAUGCGCGGAGGCGGCUUUGGGGACCGGGACCGGGACCGUGACCGUGGAGGAUUUGGAGCAAGAGGUGGUGGUGGCCUUCCCCCGAAGAAAUUUGGUAAUCCUGGGGAGCGUUUACGUAAAAAGAAGUGGGAUUUGAGUGAGCUCCCCAAGUUUGAGAAGAAUUUUUAUGUAGAGCAUCCAGAAGUGGCAAGGCUGACUCCGUAUGAGGUUGAUGAACUACGCCGAAAGAAAGAAAUUACAGUGAGAGGGGGGGAUGUUUGUCCUAAACCGGUGUUUGCCUUCCAUCAUGCUAACUUCCCACAAUAUGUGAUGGAUGUGUUGAUGGAUCAGCACUUCACAGAGCCAACCCCGAUUCAGUGCCAGGGAUUCCCCUUGGCUCUCAGUGGCCGAGACAUGGUGGGCAUUGCGCAGACAGGGUCUGGGAAGACGUUGGCGUAUUUGCUGCCUGCAAUUGUUCAUAUUAACCACCAGCCAUACUUGGAAAGAGGAGACGGCCCAAUUUGUCUGGUUCUGGCUCCUACCAGAGAGCUUGCCCAGCAAGUGCAGCAGGUGGCUGACGACUACGGCAAAUGUUCUAGAUUGAAGAGUACUUGCAUUUAUGGAGGUGCUCCCAAAGGUCCCCAGAUUCGAGACUUGGAGAGAGGUGUUGAGAUCUGUAUAGCUACUCCUGGACGCCUCAUAGAUUUCCUGGAGUCCGGAAAGACCAAUCUUCGCCGAUGUACUUACCUUGUGCUAGAUGAGGCUGACAGGAUGCUUGAUAUGGGCUUUGAGCCUCAGAUCCGUAAAAUUGUUGACCAAAUCAGGCCUGAUAGGCAGACACUGAUGUGGAGUGCAACCUGGCCAAAAGAAGUAAGACAGCUUGCAGAGGAUUUCCUUCGUGAUUACACCCAGAUCAACGUGGGCAAUCUGGAGUUGAGUGCCAACCACAACAUCCUCCAGAUUGUGGAUGUCUGCAUGGAAAGUGAAAAGGACCACAAGUUGAUCCAACUCAUGGAGGAAAUAAUGGCUGAAAAGGAAAAUAAGACAAUAAUAUUUGUAGAGACAAAGAGACGCUGUGAUGACCUCACUCGAAGGAUGCGCAGAGAUGGUUGGCCAGCUAUGUGUAUCCAUGGAGACAAGAGUCAACCGGAAAGAGAUUGGGUGCUUAAUGAGUUCCGUUCAGGAAAGGCUCCCAUCCUCAUUGCCACAGACGUAGCCUCCCGUGGGCUAGAUGUGGAAGAUGUCAAGUUUGUGAUCAACUAUGACUAUCCAAACAGCUCCGAGGAUUAUGUGCACCGCAUUGGCCGGACGGCCCGCAGCACCAACAAGGGCACCGCCUACACCUUCUUCACCCCAGGGAACCUGAAGCAGGCCCGGGAGCUGAUCAAAGUGCUGGAAGAGGCCAAUCAGGCUAUCAAUCCGAAACUGAUGCAGCUGGUGGACCACAGAGGAGGCGGCGGAGGAGGGGGUAAGGGAGGUCGUUCUCGAUACCGGACCACGUCUUCUGCCAACAAUCCAAAUCUGAUGUAUCAGGAUGAGUGUGACCGGAGGCUUCGAGGAGUCAAGGAUGGUGGCCGGAGAGACUCUGCGAGCUAUCGGGAUCGUAGUGAAACCGAUAGAGCUGGUUAUGCUAACGGCAGUGGCUAUGGAAGUCCAAAUUCUGCCUUUGGAGCACAGGCAGGCCAAUACACCUAUGGUCAAGGCACCUACGGGGCGGCUGCUUAUGGCACCAGUGGCUAUACCGCCCAAGAAUAUGGCGCUGGCACUUACGGGGCUGGUAGCACCACCUCAACCGGGAGAAGUUCACAGAGCUCUAGCCAGCAGUUUAGUGGGAUAGGCCGGUCUGGGCAGCAGCCACAGCCACUGAUGUCACAACAGUUUGCACAGCCUCCAGGAGCUACCAAUAUGAUAGGUUACAUGGGGCAGACUGCCUAUCAAUACCCACCCCCUCCUCCCCCCCCUCCUCCUUCACGUAAAUGAAGCCACUUGAGUGGUAGUGACUUGCGCAGACUUAACUACAUUUAAAGGAACGCUGUCUUUCCCUUUUAUUUCUCUCCCCCUUUUCUUUCUUUUUCUUUUUUAUUUUUCCCCCAACCAUUGUGAUUUGUCUUUCAUGCAGAUUAGUUAGAAUUCACUGCCAGGUUUCUUCUGUCCGCCAAAAUGAUCCAGUCUGAAAUAACAGAUUUUGUAAAAAACCUAUAGAGCCGACUGGAAGAGAUUUUUUUUUCCCUCCAACUUCUUGCAUGUUGAGGAUACUUGAGCUAUUUUUCAUCUUAAAAGAAAAAGUAAGGUAUUAGGCCCUUUGGCGGGAGCCCAUUUUUGUUGUCCUGAAUUGGGGAAUGGGGGAGGGAGGGUAGAGGGUUGAAUUCUGCAGAAGAAGGUGGCAUCUGUGCUUUAGACACGCUCUCGUUACUGGGUUAGAAAACCAAGAGGGGAUUCCCUGCACAUUUUCUGUAAUACUUUUUAAUGUUCCUUGGGCCUGAUGAGUUUUUAAGAUGGUGCAUUGCCAUUGUCAUUUUGGCUGAUUGCUUGUUAAGUGCAUUUGACAGUUAAAAAAAAGUUCCUAAUUAGUUUUGUCUCCCUUAUAUUCUGCCUUGCCCCUUCCCAAUUGCUAAAAAAUAACCAUUUUAGUCAGGUUAGACAUUGAAUUGCUGAGUCUGAGUUUCUUAAGUGUAUCUUUUAAAUUAAAAACCCCAAGUGUUUAUCGAAAUGGUUAAAUGUAACAUCUCGGCAUCUGGCUGGACGCUGCCUAUUUUUCUUCCCCACAUAACCAGGGACCAUCUGUGAAAUUCAUUUUCCAACUAGGUAGCUGCUCUGGGCAGAAUGAAUAUAAACAUGUCACUGAAAAUUUAUUAACCAGUUAAAUAAUUUAGCCAGUUAUGUACGCGUUAACCUGCAGUGUAAAAUCCACCUUUAAGUAUAAACAGAAUUUACCCAGUGGCAAAGUUUGUUUCUAAACUCCAUAUCUAUAAAGCUAGAAUAAAAGCAACUCUUUGCCAGCUACUCCACCCUUUCGGCCAAAUUCUCUUGAAUAAAGAACCUUCGGGGUCUGUUAAGAAAGAACUCUUGAUUCUCUUCAUACUCUUCUCUGCAGUGCUUUGUUGUAACAGCUCGGGUGCGCAUUUUCCUCGGCAUCCUUUUGCACUCAGCUUUUUACAGGUAGGUAGUGCUUAAGAGAAGUUACGGAGGACUAAAGCCUAAGUCCUUUCACUUUUCCUCCUUCUGAAGGUAGGUGAGUUUGGCCCCUUCAUAGUGACACCGUUUACCCGAGACUUCCUGUGGCACGUGGGCCUAGGAAGAGCUCGGCUCUUGUGUUCACCGUUAACAGGACAGGGAAACCAGACAGCCCCAGAAGCCUCAUCCGUAUCCAGUGUUGGACUUUUAAUUUUUUGGGUGCUCUUGGUGUGGUUCAUUAACGAUGCAGUUCAAGGGGGAAGGCUCCUCUGCGUCCUUCAGCUAAGGCCGAGGGUGCUUGCUGGUUUGUAAUACCUAAGUACUUGAGGUUCUUUUGUUUUUCUUGUUAAAAUUCUUCGGGGAGAGAGAAGGGAUGGUUUCUGAGGGGUUCUGGAAAGUAUGGUUGAAUGUGCAACAUACAGGUAGGUUGUCAGCCUAAGCUGAAAUAUGUGCAUGUAAGAACUUUGACAUGUCCCCCGCAACCCCCCCUGCGCUUUCUUCUUCCUUUACUUCUCUUUUUUUUCCCCGCUUCUUAGAGAGUUGAGGCCAAGGGAGGAUGGAUGGUAGGCACAGGAAAACUUGGGCAGAACUGCUCUGUGCUUUCAAACCAAAGUGCCCCCCGCCACGGAAGAUUUCUGUCUGAGCACUGACUGUCUCUGCGUCAGAAUUGUGAUUAUUUUUAAACAACAGGUGCCACCAUAAGGGGUGUCCUGUUCACUCUCCUGCAGGUCUAAAGCGUCCCGUUGUGGGAAAGGGCUCUGGGCCAGCAAGUGGCAUUUGGUCUGCUGCUUGCUUCCCUUUUCCCCACCAGGGGUGUUGUGGUCAUAAAGUCAAAAUAACCGCAUAUCCCAAAUUGCAAAAGCUCUUGUGGCUUGAGCGCAGCCGAAAUCUAGCCGAGUUUUUCCUACACGGCUUUAGAGAACUCUUCUGCCUCUGCGUCUGUCUCCCGUAGCGUAGGCUCUGCCUUUGCUUCAGAACCUGAGCAGAAGAGGCCGCCUGUGAGGCCAGAUCCUGCGGCCAUGGUUGAAACUUAUUUAGGGGAAGGAUUUCACUAUUAAGCUGUGGGGCUGCUUCUCCCCAGUUCCUCCCUGACUAUUCAUUGCGUGGACUUCUCUCGUCUAAAAGGUUGGUGGCUUUUGCUUGGGAUCAGUGCUCUCUAUUCAUGUCCUUGCUGGUCUCUGAACACAUUCCUGUUGCAUUAAGACUUGAAAGAUUUGUAGAUGUGUGAUGUCCAGGCACAGGAUGCUAAGAGCUAUGUUACUAUUCUUAGUUUGUAAAUUGUCCUUUUGAUACCAUCUUGUUUUCUUUUGUAGGUAUAAAUAAAACACUGUUGACAAUAA
Suricata suricatta (meerkat) is the source of this 5012-nucleotide messenger RNA. RefSeq names its product DEAD-box helicase 17 (gene DDX17). Gene Ontology annotation, cellular component: cytoplasm; nucleus; ribonucleoprotein complex. Lineage: Eukaryota; Metazoa; Chordata; Mammalia; Carnivora; Herpestidae. The record is from RefSeq and is a predicted model, not a curated record. Gene Ontology annotation, biological process: alternative mRNA splicing, via spliceosome. Gene Ontology annotation, molecular function: ATP binding; RNA binding; RNA helicase activity. The coding region runs from base 1 to 2478 and encodes 825 amino acids. The transcript has 15 exons.